Molecule: messenger RNA, 3019 nt
Organism: Heteronotia binoei (common prickly gecko)
Lineage: Eukaryota; Metazoa; Chordata; Lepidosauria; Squamata; Gekkonidae
Gene: JPH2
Product: junctophilin 2
Exons: 6
Coding region: 41-2266 (741 amino acids)
Cellular component (GO): sarcoplasmic reticulum; plasma membrane; junctional membrane complex
Source: RefSeq, a predicted model, not a curated record
GGAAGGAGAGAAGAGCGGGAAUUGGUGGCUUGUUGGUACCAUGAGUGGCGGAAGGUUUGACUUUGAUGAUGGAGGGGCGUAUUGCGGGGGCUGGGAAGGGGGCAAGGCCCACGGGCAUGGCAUCUGCACCGGCCCCAAGGGCCAGGGUGAAUACUCUGGCUCCUGGAACUAUGGCUUUGAAGUGGUGGGAGUCUACACGUGGCCCAGUGGCAACACCUACGAAGGAUACUGGUCUCAGGGCAAGAGGCACGGCUUGGGGAUCGAGACCAAAGGACGCUGGCUUUACAAAGGCGAGUGGACCCACGGCUUCAAGGGAAGGUACGGGAUACGGCAGAACGUCAGCAGCGGAGCCAAGUAUGAAGGCACCUGGAACAACGGGCUUCAGGAUGGUUAUGGCACAGAGACCUAUGCGGAUGGAGGUACUUACCAAGGCCAGUUCACCAAUGGUAUGCGCCAUGGUUAUGGUGUCCGACAGAGUGUCCCUUAUGGCAUGGCAGCUGUAGUCCGCAACCCUCUAAGGACCUCCCUUACUUCCCUCCGCAGCGAGCACAGCAAUGGCACCCUGCUGCAACACGAUUCCCCCUCGGCUAACCUGGAGAACAUGCCCAUGACACCUACAAUCACACGGGGUGGUUUUGCUCUCAGCUUGUAUGCAGACGCAGAUGCUGGAAAGCUGAAGAAGGGAGGACUUUUCAGACGGAGCUCCCUCUUUGGAAAGUUGAAGAAAUCAGAUUCCAAGACUUCCUUGACCAGCCAAAGGAGCCGUCUCAGUUUUCUGAAGAGUGAGAGUGGGAUAAGUUCUGCUGGUAGUGAUGGCACCUCUACAGCUAGUUUGGGAGAAGGAGCAGAGGGAGACGACUUCCCACCUUUCGACGCUGAUAUUGAUGCCACCACUACGGAGUCCUACAUGGGCGAGUGGAAGAAUGACAAGCGCUCUGGGUUUGGUGUGAGUGAGAGGUCGAGUGGCCUGAAGUAUGAGGGGGAAUGGUUGGAUAACGUACGACAUGGAUACGGUUGCACUACAUUGCCUGAUGGAAAGAAGGAAGAAGGGAAGUACCGAAUGAACGUUCUGAUCAAAGGCAUGAAGAAGCGGGUGAUACCUCUGAAAAGUGCCAAGAUAAGGCAGAAAGUGGACCGGAGCAUAGAAGGAGCUCAGAGGGCAGCAGCCAUUGCCAAACAAAAAUCUGAGAUUGCAGCUUCUAGAACUGCUCAUGCCAAAGCCAAGUCCGAAGGUGCUGAGCAAGCAGCGCUGGCAGCUAACAAUGAAUCCACAUUAGCCAGAUCGAUGGCCAGAGAACUAUCUCCAGAUUUCUACCAGCCAGGCCCUGAAUACUUGAAAAGAAGGCUGCUCCAAGAACUAAUGGAGAAUGAAGAAAACAUAGAGAAUGCUGAAGAGACACCACCUAUUGAAGAGCCACCACUACCAUCACCUCCAGAAAGUCCUCAGGUUGAUGAACAGGAGUCCACCAAGCCCAAAGAGAGUACUGCUCGAACCCCAUCUCCACCUGGAACACCACCAGAGGCAAAGCGUGCUAAGCAGAAUUCCCAGAAAGAGGGUUUUGUUGGCCCUGGUAGCUGGAAUGGAGAUCCCAGCAAGGAUGGGGGUCAUACAGGAAAUAGGCCCAACACAUCUUCAAAUGUACUUUUGGCAUCAGGGGAGAAGGCAGGCAGUAACAUCCCAUCCCGGAGCUCCAGCAGGCAUGGCCAUGUGAGGACGUCAGCUGACCAUAUGGAGAUCAAACCCCUUCAGAAGCUGCAGCAGGGAGGUGAUGUUGCAUUAUUUCAAGGCUAUCACAGUUAUGCUGUGAGGACAUCCCCGGUAACACCCCCAUUGGACAAUGAAGAAGAAUCAUCCCCUGAAUACAAAUCACCUCCCCAGCCAAGUUCCUCAGAGCCCAAAGCAGAUGUGAAAGAGGCUGAACACAAAUUGGAGCCCCAAAAGAGAGCAGUUACACCUGUCGUUCAGCAGGAACCAGCUCAUGAAGAGAAAAAAACACGGAGAGCGGAACCUAAGCCAGAGCCCAAGCAACAUCCACCGCCUGAAUCAAAAGCAGAAUUGAAAACACAGGCUGCAGCUGAAGGCAAGCCUGAACGGAAAACGGUGGCCAAAAUUGAGCCCAAGGCUGGGGUGAAAAAGGGUCCUCUGACUGAGGAAGCAGCACCAGUGGUGGAAGAACAUGAAGAGGGACCUAACACAAUUAUCAUCUGCAUGGUCAUCUUAUUGAAUGUUGGCCUGUCCAUCUUAUUUGUGCAUUUUCUGACAUGAUGGGAAGCUAAGAAGAAGUUGUUGCUGAUGUAGACAACAGGAAUAUAACCCCAUCUAUUUAGAAAACAUCUAAAAGAGGAGCUUAGAAACCUGUGGUUGCACCAAGACCAUGAACUUUCAGAGAAUGGUCCCGAAUGAACAGUUGAGUCCCCAUCUUGGGUGACAUCUGUUCAGCAAGAAGAAGCCUGGAAUUCUGCAGCCCCUCUCUGCUCUUUCUUUUGUGGUGAACUAGAAUUGCCUGACAGGAUCCUAACUUUGAUGGACUACUGUGCUGUUGUUUGAAGAAACAUGUAUUCACUUGUGAAUUGUGGAAAUGCAAAUGAAGCAGUCUCUUCCUUGAAUUCCACCAUGAAAAUUCCAGCCUCUACUGGAAGACUUGUUAUUACAGGUCUCCCAAAGAGAAAUAUGCGUAAGGCAUGCAACAGCCAGGAAUGAGGGCUACUGCUAUGGAUUUAAAUUCCCCCAUCCAAAUCAGGAUUGCACUGAGUCCAGUGUUAAGAAAAGACAGGCUGUUUUUCCCUGCUGCUACAUAAUUCUAAAGUCAUUCUGUUUUGAAGUCUAUAAUAGGCAAAAAAAAAACACCCCAUGUCCCAUUUCUAUGAAUAGCAGAGCCUAUUCUAGGCUGAGUGAAUCCACAGUGAAGAAACAAAAAUGUGUCUUCUCGUUUUGCAGAUUAAGGGUGCUUAAAAGUGGUCUGAAUGGCAGACACCUCCCAGAAGCAAAUUCCCUGCUCCAUUGCUAUGUGCCAGUUAG